UCUGUGUCUGUGCAGCACAGUUACAGGGUGGGCCCAGUGGGAAAAGGGUUUCCUUUCGCCUCAAACUACUCACUUACAUCUGAAGUCCAUUUGUUUAACCCCCCUCCCCCAUCACCCUGUUUUCCUUAUGUAACACAAUGAGCGGGUUUGGAGUUUGGAUUCUUGUCCACACAGACGCUCGGCUUCUCCUGUCCUGAGAGUACAUUUCUCCACAGUUUCAGGGAUUUAAGAGUUAAUCCAUGGGGAGCAUCUCAGGACUUUCUUUUCUUCUUCUUCUGGUCGUGAGUGUGUCCCUCCUGACAAAUCCCAGUGUCCAUGGUGGAAAGAUCUUGGUUUUCCCGGUGGAUGGCAGCCACUGGGUCAACAUGAACCUGCUGAUCCAGAGCCUCCACACCAGGGGCCAUGAGGUCACUGUGGUCCGCACAGCCACAAGCUGGUACGUCAAAGAGAAUGCGCCUCAUUACCGCUCCAUCACUGUCACCCUGCCAGAGGCCAUCAGCAUAGAGGAGCAAGACUUUUUUGUCACUUUUCUGGUCAAGAUGCUGGCGAUCCAGAAGGAGGGGGCGUCUCUAAUCAGCUUUGUGAACUUCUACUGGGAGAUGCUCAGUGCGCUGUCAAAAAUUCACCAACAGGCCAGCCUGUUGGGUGUAGAAAUAUUUGAGAACAAGACUCUAAUGCAGAGUAUUCGUGAUAUGCAUUUUGACAUGGUUCUUCUGGACCCGGGAUUGCCAGUAGGGGUUCUGGUGGCCCAUGAACUUAAGCUGCCGACUGUUUUUAACGUGAGAUGGAUCACCAGUGGAGAAGGGCAUUUUGUGGUCGCUCCAUCUCCCACAUCCUAUGUCCCAACUUCAGGAUAUGCCGCAUCGGAUAAGAUGACCUUUGUGCAAAGAAUCAGAAAUACAUUCCACUAUGUGCUCAACAUGUGCAUUGAUAAGUUUAUAGUAUGCCCUCACUAUGAUAGGCUGGUGGACAGGUACUUCGGUCCAGAUGUCAACUUCUAUCACCUCCUACAAGGGGCAGACAUCUGGCUCAUGAGGGUGGACUUUGUCUUUGAAUUCCCCAGACCCACCAUGCCAAACAUCGUUUACAUUGGUGGUUUUCAGUGUAAGCCUUCUGCGCCUUUAUCAUCAGAACUGGAGGAGUUUGUUCAAAGUUCAGGAGAGCAUGGGUUCAUCCUGAUGUCUCUAGGUACACUGGUUAGAGGUCUACCUGUAGAAAUCACUUCCGAAAUCGCUGCUGCUUUUGCCCAAAUUCCUCAAAAGGUCAUAUGGAGGCAUGCUGGUGAGCGCCCCAACAAUCUGGGCAACAAUACCCUCCUGGUGAAGUGGAUGCCCCAGAACGACCUCUUGGGUCAUCCAAAGAUCAAAGCCUUUGUCGCCCAUGGUGGUACAAAUGGGAUCUAUGAGUCCAUCUACCAUGGAGUGCCGAUCAUAGGCAUUCCUCUUCUGUUCGAUCAGUUUGAGAAUGUUUUGAGAUUGGAAACACGGGGAGCUGCUAAGGUGGUGGAUGCGACCGAACUCACCCGCCAGAACUUUCUAGAAGCGAUACAGGAAGUUCUUCACAAUCCCUCCUAUAGAAACAACAUGAAACAUCUCUCUGAUCUUCACCGGGAUAAACCAAUGCAUCCUUUGGAAACUGCACUUUUCUGGAUUGAGUUUGUUAUGAGGCACAACGGUGCUUCACAUUUACGCACUGAGUCUUAUAAGAUGCCCCGGUAUGCCUAUUAUUCUGUGGAUGUUAUAUGCUUCUUGUUAGCAAUCCUGUUGUUGCUGACAGCAACUGUGGUGGGAUCAAUACGAUUCCUGUGCUUUCAACUGUGCAGGAGAAGAAAACCCAAGCAGGAGUAGUCACUGAGUCAAUUAUUAAGGAUAAAGCUGACGCUAAUCUAUAUUUUUCUUAUUGUCAACAAACCCAAAACAAAGAAAAAGCAACAAUUAGCUGGCCCCACUAACAAGUAUGUAUACCCAGAACCUGAUAUAUCUUAUUCCUCUGAGCCAGAGGGCUCCAUUGUUGUCAAAAAACUAACUCUGUAGUUUAUUUUGUAUCACUCCCACGCAUGACUUCCUGCUGUCCAAAGACUCACAAGAACACCAAAUGUGUAUUAAUUCACUGCUGAAAAUAGUCCCCAACAAAUGCACUAUUCUCUCCUGUUUGAGGAACUGAAAACUGCAGAGCCCAGCUGUUUUAGGAAAUCACUGAGCCAGAAAAUAUUUACAGAUGGACUAAUGCAUUGCUGGUUUUUAUGUGCACCAGCGUUACCCUUCAACUGAUUCAGCUUCACACAAGAAAAAUGUGACUAAGCUGAAGCUAUCUGAUAUUUUGGGACAAACUCUUCACUAUUGCAUACAUACAGCCAACGUGCUUUGAUUUUUUUUUUUACAGAGAAAGAGAUGUACAGAGAGUUGUGUGGCUGCACUUACUUCCAACACUAUAACAGCAAAAUAUUUUUAGUUGCAUUCACAGUAUUUUAAAAUGUAUUUAAAUUUUAUAAUCAAGUCAAUUGCGUUGUGCAAAUAUGAAAUUCAACAAGGUAUAAAAAAUACACAUAUCUGCCUUAUUCCAUGUUUCUUUAAUAAGAAUUGACAAAAUGAAUGUCUAUUAUACCUAUACAAAUUUGUAUUUUUGAUGAAAAUAAAAAGGUAAGAAAAUUG
This is a messenger RNA of Seriola aureovittata, 2651 nucleotides long. Its product is annotated as UDP-glucuronosyltransferase 1-2-like. The transcript has 2 exons. The record is from RefSeq and is a predicted model, not a curated record. Bases 240 to 1847 code for a protein of 535 amino acids. Lineage: Eukaryota; Metazoa; Chordata; Actinopteri; Carangiformes; Carangidae. Gene Ontology annotation, molecular function: UDP-glycosyltransferase activity.